UGGAUCAGCUGAUUGUCAUUGUCUGCGUCUCAGGAAGUUACUUAUUUUUAACGUGUUUUCUGUCUUAAUUUAUUGUCGUUAUGCACUCUCUCCGUUAGGAAAAUAAGGAAUAAAGAUGGAACCUGACACAGAUAAGUUCUGGUACGUCCGCAGCUGCGAUUUAGAUGCGGAAAUCCAGGUCAAAAUAGGAAAUUUAGACGGGAAACGAGAUAAUCCCAACUAUGAAGCCCUUUUGAAGGAUUCGCUCCUGAAAUAUUCGGGAUUAUACCAGGCAGGAUGCUCUGACCUGUACGUGACUUGCCAGGUCAUCUGCGAUGGACGUCAGCUAACCUUGCCAGUCAGGACGUCUUACAAGUCUUUCUCCGCCAGGUGGAGCUGGAACGAGUGGCUGACGUUGCCUUUGAAGUUUAGGGACUUGCCACGUAAUGCCCUUCUAGCCCUUACAGUCUAUGACUCCCUAGGACCCCGGAGGAUCGAGCGCGUGGGAGGGACCACCAUAUCCUUCUUUGGAAAGCAGGGCGUUUUCCGUCAGGGCCUGCACGACCUCAGACUCUGGCCCGGUCGGGUAGGAGACGAGACAACUCCGGGCAAAGGUCAUGACCGUGGCAAGGACCAAAUGGUGAGGCUGGCCAAACUGGCGAAGAAACACCGCAAUGGGCAGAUGAUGAAGGUUGACUGGCUCGACCGGCUGACCUUCCGCGAGAUCGAGGUCAUCAACGAGCACGAAAAAAGGUCUUCCAAUGCAAUGUAUCUAAUGGUUGAGUUCCCUCGAGUCGAGCACGAGGGUGUCAUCUAUUCUGUUGUGUGGUGGGAGCGUGGGGGGGAGGUGGAGUACCGACACCGUUCAGCAGGCAGUGUGGUACGAAUGCCUGACCCAGAGAUAGGCCUUGAGAACUUACAGGAGGCUAAACACCACCGUCUUGCUAGGUCACUUAGGUCAGGGGUCACUGACCGCGACCUCAAACCCAACCUAGCUAUUCGCGAUGCCCUGCACACUAUUGUCGACUACCCUCCUACUAAACAGCUCACAAGUGACGAGCAGGACACUGUCUGGAAGUACCGGUUCUACCUAAGCUCACAGAAACGUGCACUCACCAAAUUCCUGAAAUGUGUGAACUGGAAACUCACUGGUGAAGCCAAGCAGGCCAUUGAACUCCUGAACCGGUGGGCACCCCCAGAUGCUGAUGAUGCCCUAGAGCUCCUGGGACCGGGCUUCACACACCCUGAAGUGCGAAGAUACGCAGUCAAGCGCUUGAGCCAUGCAUCUGAUGAGGACCUCCUCUUAUAUCUCCUCCAGUUAGUCCAGGCCCUAAAGUAUGAGGCUAUAGAAGGUGUUGACACGAGUCUCUGUGAUGUCUCUCAUUAUGACGAGAAUGAGGAGCAAGAGGAAGAGGAUGAUGAGGAAGAGGAGGAGGGCAUGAUGAAGGGGGAAGAGUCAAAGGAAGAAAAGAAAAUUGACAAGCGAUCACAGGAGCAAGGAGGAAGAGGGAUUGUAGGAGAAGAGAUAUACAAAGAUGAAGAAGAGGAGGAGAGCGAGGAAAGUGAGAGUGACACCGCAACUCUUAAGCAGUCAGGCUCAUCUUCACUCCUUGCCGAUGUUGAAGGAGGAGGAGUGGAGAAAGUGGAAGACAGAGGAAGCGAAAAAGGAGAAAGAGGAAUAACAACAACAACCUCAAAUGACGGCGCUCGAGACCCCAAAACCGACUCCACGGAAACCCAAAAAGUAUCCCCCACUACCCCCAACCAAACCGAAGACUCCAAUCAACUCCGUGACCCCAAACUAAUUGCCUCUAUGGACACUGACCCCAAAGGCCUUGAUCUUGCCUCUUUCCUGAUCCAACGCGCAACAAAAAAUCCCACUCUGGCAAACUAUCUCUAUUGGUACCUCAUUGUCGAAUGCGAGAGAGACGAACCAGGAUUGAAGCAUGAAGCUAAGGUUGUGGAGAUGUACGAGUGGGUUGUGCGACGAUUCCGUGCCGCACUGUGGGCAGGUGGGCGCGCUGCUCGUGCCACACGGCGGGAUCUUGCCCGACAGACCCACUUCCUGGAGCAACUGGUGGCGCUUGUCAAGGUUGUAGCCAAAGAGAGUAACAGAGUUCGGAGAAUUGAAAAACUCCAGUCCCUGUUAGCUGAUUCUGCGGCUUUUAAAGUGAAUUUUUCAGCUUUCAACCCCCUGAGACUACCCUUGGACCCUGAGGUCAUCGUAACGGGCAUAGUGCCAGAGAAAGCGACGUUAUUUAAGUCAGCCCUCGAACCCUCACGCCUGACCUUUGUGGACGUCGAGGGGAAAGAAUACGUGGCCAUCUUCAAGCAUGGAGAUGACUUAAGGCAGGACCAACUCAUUAUACAGAUGCUGACCCUGAUGGAUCGCCUGCUGCGUCGCGAGAACCUCGAUCUCCGCCUGACCCCGUACAAGGUCCUGGCCACAAGCAGCAGGCAUGGAUUUGUGCAGUUCGUUGAAUCUCUCUCUGUGGCUGAGGUUCUACGCACUGAAGGCAGCAUCCUCAACUUUUUCCGUCGCCACGCUCCUUCUGAAACUGGACCUCAGGGCAUUUCUUCUGAAGUUAUGGAGUGUUACAUAAAGUCCUGUGCAGGGUACUGUGUUAUGACUUACCUCUUGGGGGUUGGAGACAGACAUCUCGACAACCUGCUGCUGACGAAGGAUGGAAACCUUUUCCACAUCGACUUUGGAUACAUUCUAGGACGUGACCCCAAGCCACUCCCACCACCGAUGAAGCUGAGCAAGGAGAUGGUCGAAGGAAUGGGCGGACAGCAGGCGGAAUCCUACCACGAAUUCCGCAGGCUUUGCUACACGGCCUUCCACCAGUUACGUAGACAUGCCAACCUGAUCUUAAACCUCUUCUCCCUAAUGGUAGACGCAAACGUGCCCGACAUUGCCCUCGAGAACGAUAAAGCAGUGAAGAAAGUGGAAGAUAAGUUCCGCUUGGAUUUAAGUGACGAGGAGGGGGCCAGCUUUGUCCAGGGGUUGAUAGACGACUCUGUGAAUGCUGUAGUGGCUGUGGUGGUAGAACAGUUGCACAAGUUUGCUCAGUAUAUUCGGAAAUAGAAAGGAUUUUUCACCUAUGGAUUUUUGACUUUUUAUUGUCCAUGAUCUUUCCACAUAUUUGUCUCAUUUUUGCCGUAGUUUUGGUCUUCCUCUUCCUUCUUUUUUUCUAGUUCAUGAAUAGACAGAUUUUGCCAAUACUAUUGUGGCUGUGAUGGUGGAAUUCUAGAUUUUUGCACAAUGCACCAGAAAACCAUAAUUUUCUAUACUUCUGAUUUGUACAAGUUUUCUUUGGACUACAAGUCUUCCUUUUUUUUUUUGUUAUUUUCUAGAUUCUUUUGGGUUUUUCCUUCACUUCUACUGUAAUUGUAUCCAGGGGCUGAUACGUAACUAACUGCAACUGGCUGUUUUGGCUGUUGUCACACAGAACAGCUGUAUAAGCUUGCUCAGUAUAUAAGGAAAUAGAUUCUAAUAUUUUCUCGUUUUGUAAAUAUUAUUUUUCAGUAUUUAGUUAUUUUUUUUUUAUACUCUCUUCAUUUAUAUCUAUUGCUGGUCUUUUCUUUUUUCACUCUUUUCCCUUUCUUCUUUCAAUUCCCUCUUCUCUUUCACCUGUUUCUCCUCACUCCUUAGUACGAUCUGGUUCUAGGUCUCUUUUCUCGUUUUCAUCAAGUUUAUUGUCUGAGUGUAUAUAUUCAUCUGUGUUUUUAUCUGUGUAUGUAUGUGUGUAAAUACUAGUAAAAAUUGUUAACAAAAGAAACAAACAUGUUACGAAGAAAAAAGACAUAUAAUAUAAUGAUUAAAAAUAAUAGUGAUCUUUAAUUUAUUUAGUUAAGAAUAAUUGCUGUAUUUUUUUUUCCAAUAUGUUCUCUAGAAUAUAAGACAUUUUCUAUGGAAUAAAAAUGACAGUUGAU
Messenger RNA from Penaeus indicus, 3915 nucleotides. RefSeq names its product phosphatidylinositol 3-kinase catalytic subunit type 3-like (gene Pi3K59F). The transcript is spliced from 6 exons. Gene Ontology annotation, molecular function: 1-phosphatidylinositol-3-kinase activity. Gene Ontology annotation, biological process: phosphatidylinositol-mediated signaling; autophagosome assembly; endocytosis. The record is from RefSeq and is a predicted model, not a curated record. Gene Ontology annotation, cellular component: cytoplasm; phosphatidylinositol 3-kinase complex, class III, type II; peroxisome. Bases 116 to 3067 code for a protein of 983 amino acids. Lineage: Eukaryota; Metazoa; Arthropoda; Malacostraca; Decapoda; Penaeidae.